Molecule: messenger RNA, 5915 nt
Organism: Symsagittifera roscoffensis
Lineage: Eukaryota; Metazoa; Xenacoelomorpha; Acoela; Convolutidae
Product: phospholipid-transporting ATPase ABCA1-like
Exons: 33
Coding region: 89-5446 (1785 amino acids)
Biological process (GO): transmembrane transport; lipid transport
Cellular component (GO): membrane; intracellular membrane-bounded organelle
Molecular function (GO): ABC-type transporter activity; ATP binding; ATP hydrolysis activity
Source: RefSeq, a predicted model, not a curated record
UGUUGUGAUAAACUUAUUAAAUAGAGAAGUAAUGACAAAUUAUUAGUUCUAAAAAUUUAUUGUACAGUACACUGCUUUUUUCUCUGAGAUGAAGCAGAAAAAAGCAAAUGCCUUCAAGCAAUUCCUUCUGCUUCUAUGGAAAAAUCUGCUUCUGCAGAUUCGGAGCUGGAUUUUGUCCCUUCUCAUCAUAAUUUUGCCAGUGGCGUUCGCGGGAUUGAUGGUAGCGCUGCGCACAAUUGUGGACAACGAAGUGUUCCCAGAUGCCAAGACAUACGACCCCUUUCCAGUGCUGCCCUGGGACAACUACUUUCAACUGGACAUUCCCUCCUUUGAGAAUGGGACAGCAAUGGCAGACAACUUCACCGUGUUCUAUUAUCCUUCUAACACACUCAUUGACGCUGUGAUGCAACAGUCUCAGUCAGUCAUCAACAAAGUGGGAUUUGUUAGCAUUGCGGACGAGUCUGAGCUGGCGGACAGAUUUGACCUUCUGCGAUCUCAAGUGUGGAAGACGAGCACCUACCUCGGAAUGGUCGAGUUUGAAGCAUUGGACGAUGACAAUGCGGGCGUUGCUUGGCCAACUGACAAUUCGAUGCCACCUCAUCUGAAAAUGAACAUUCGCUUGAGCUACACUAGACGUGUUGACAAGUAUGGUUUGUCGGGCGCAGUUCUGGACGACGACAGACAGAGAUUCAACAACUGGCGCACUGGCGAGGAGUACGAUGCGAGGGCAUUCGGUCACAGACAAGACGACUCCAAGUUCGCCCCAAUACCUCCAGGUUAUUUCGAGGAAGGAUUUCUCUCUCUGCAACUGGCUCUGAAUCUCGGGAUCCUGUUGCACCUCGGAGGCACCUGGGACUCCUCUACUUCUGAAAUCCACAUGAACCGCAUUCCCUACCCUCCCUACUCGCUGAACACAUUCAACCUAUUUUUGAACACGCUGCUACCUUUCGUGUUUGUGAUUUCAAUGAUCUCUCUGGUUCUUCUGGUCGUGAAACAACUGGUUUUGGAGAAAGAGAGACGUCUGAAAGAGUCGAUGAAAAUGAUGGGUUUGAGACCGUGGUUGCACAACGUGGCUUGGAUGUUCCAUUUCGGAGUGAUCUUCUUGGUGGUCUCCUUUCUCAUGACAUUCUUCCUGACUGUCAAACUAGUCGACCAGGGAGCCAUAUUCGAGUACUCCUCCUACUUCGGAGUAUUCCUCGUGUUCAUGUUCUACUCCAUUCAAGCACUAGCCUGCUGCUUUCUAUUCUCAACGCUUUUUUCAAAUGCCAAUACUGCAGCAGUGAUGACUGGAGUGAUCUGGUUCUUCACCUACUUUCCCUGGUUGUUUCUGGACCCUGGAAACCCCAAUGGGUUCUACAACACCCUGGGCGUCGGAAUCAUAAUCCUGCUCUCGUUCAUUCCCAACCUGGGAUUCUGUUUCGGAGUGCUGAUGCUUACCUCGUUGGAAAAUAGAGGUAUUGGAGUGAACAUGGACACUUUGACUGAGACGAGGACAUUCAACGACGACCUGAUGAUGGUGAACAUCUUCACCAGCCAAAUUGUGUCUGCCAUCGUGUUCAUACUCCUCACUUGGUACCUGGAGAACGUGCAUCCAGGCAUCUACGGUGUGGCCAAAUCGCCCAUUUUCUGCUUCAAACCCUCCUAUUGGUGUCCGGAUACUAUGCGCAAGAGAAGACACGUAGAGGUGGUGAGAGAAGCAGAUCACACUGAUGGAGGGAGAGACAAGGAGAACUUCGAGGAGGAUCCCGAGGGGCUGAAAGUGGGCAUCCACAUCCAGAAUCUGCACAAGAAAUACGGAAAUGGGAAGCUGGCGGUGCGUGGCGUGAAUGUGAAGAUGUUUGAAGGCCAGACAACUGCGUUUUUGGGCCACAAUGGAGCUGGCAAGACGUCCACUAUUUCCAUGCUCACAGGCCUGUACGAGCCAAGUUCGGGCGAUGCUCUGAUCAAUGGACUGUCAAUCAAGAAAGACAUGGAGAAGAUCAGAGAGAGUCUGGGCAUCUGUCCUCAACAUGACGUGCUCUAUGACAACCUGACAGUGGAGGAACACCUGCGCCUCUUCUGCAAACUCAAAGGAAUGGAAGGGGACUCAAUUUCAAAGGAGAUCACUAAUCUGCUGACUGACUUGAAGUUGACUGACAAGAGGAAGUCGAUGGCGAGGGAGUUGUCGGGGGGCAUGAAACGGAAGCUAAGUGUCGCUAUGGCUUUCUGCGGAGGGUCUAAGGUGGUUAUUCUGGACGAGCCCACCAGUGGCAUGGACCCCUCAGCCAGACGGGUGACGUGGGAUCUGAUCCAGAAGUACAGGAAGGGGAGGACCAUCAUCCUCACCACGCACUACAUGGACGAGGCAGACUUCUUAGGAGACAGAAUUGCCAUUAUGGCUACUGGCAAACUUGUCUGUGCCGGCACAUCCAUGUUCCUCAAGAACAGAUACGGCGUGGGCUACCACAUGGUGGCAGAGAAAGCCCCAGGCUGUGACCCCAGCAAUGUGUACUCUUUUCUGGGCAAGUACGUGCCUGGGGUGGAAAAGGAGUCUGAUGUAGGGGCUGAGCUGACCUUCCGAUUGCCCCAAGAAUCCUCUCCCAACUUCCCUACUCUGUUUGAUGAGUUGGACAACCAGAAGGCCAAAUUAGGAGUUGCCAGUUACGGAGUGUCGGUGACAACCUUGGAGGAAGUGUUCAUGCGAGUGGGCCACCUGGAUGAAGAGGCGGAAAUGGGGAAUACAGAAGGGACUGAGAAUGAGAAGCCGCCCAGCUACUCGGCCUCCAAUACUCACGAGGCAUCGCCAAGACACAACGCGGCAUUUGCGCACGAUUCAACGGACAAUAUUGUUGCCAAGGGAAACGAGGAGGAGCAUCUGCCUGCGGGCACUACCAAUGGAGGUACGAACGGGUCUAAUUCGACGGCGGUUCAAUUCAACGGACAGGAAGUUAUAGUGAUGACUUCAUUUAAAGAAGAACAGCAGUUCACGCCAGUGACUCGUAACACUGGCUUGGCUCUGUUCUGUCAGCAGAUGCAGGCUCUGCUCUACAAGCGACUCAUCAACACUUGGAGGUCGAGGGCAUUGUCCAUUGCACAGAUACUGGUCCCAGUACUGUUCACUCUUCUAGCACUCCUGUUCACGAGAAUAAUUUCUGACCAAGAAGAUAUCAAGCCCUACACGUUUGACCUGGCCGUGUUCGAUGACAACAUUAUCACUCUGUACGAUCCUAACAAUGAUUUCCCUGCCUUGAAACAGAAGUACAUAGACUCACUAGGAGCGUGGAAUACGUUUGCGAGAGAUGCCCCGGACGCGGCAGAAAAUAUUACGACAUAUUUCGGAGAGAGUGGAAGGGAUCAAGUGGACGAAUUCAACCAGAAAUAUAUCGUGGGAGCCUCUUUCGAAGACAUUUCUGGCGUGGGCGUGUUCACAGCAUGGUUCAACGGUCAACCAUUCCAUUCGGCGCCUCUGUCGUUGCAGAUGCUGAUGAAUGCUGUGAUCAGAGACAGGGCCACUGGCACUGUGCCCAAGAUAACUGCGGUGAAUGCCCCCCUGCCCAAGACGGAGGAGGAGUUGGAAGAGGCGGCCGAUGAGCCGACUGCAGAUGCGUUUCUGCUGUCUUUCUACAUGGCUGGCAUGGGACUGGGCUUCCUCAUGGGCAGUUUCGUCGUGUUCCUCGUCAGGGAGAAGGCCGCCAGAUCCAAACACAUACAGAUGGUGAGUGGCGUGAACACUAUCACCUACUGGCUGUCAACUCUGUUGUGGGACUUCUGCAACUACCUGGUCACUGUCCUCCUCCUACUACUACUCAUUGUCGCAUUCCAACUGGAGGGCUGGUGUGACGAAAUGGCAGGACAUUUCAUUCUGAUUCUGCUGCUGUAUGCGUGGGCCAUGCUGCCCAUGAUGUAUCUACUGUCCAAGCCCAGCUCAGUGCCAGCCAAUGGAUUCCUCGUUCUAGCACUCAUCAACAUCGUCGGAACUAUCGGUUUUGCGAUUGCGUACUACAUUCUGAAGGCGCUGGAGAGUUCAGGCGAGGGCAUAGUGAUGUUCCUCUGUCUGUUCUUCCCUCAGAGCUCCAUCGCGUGUGCACUCAUAGACGCCAACUCAGUCUACACCAGGAAUAAAGGCGCCAGGGAGCUAGGUUUGCCGGAAGAGUUCACGUACUUUGAGUUCGAAGAAGGAAUCAGCUAUUACAUCAUCUGUUUCAUCAUAGAUGGCUUUGUCUACUGGUUCAUUCUGCUUCUAAUCGAAUACGGACUGUUCAGUUUCAUUUUCACCAGACUGUUCGGAUCGGGCCAGCAAUCCAGCGCCGAGAAUGACCUGAGAGUGAGCAACUGUUUCACCAACGAUCCAGAUGUAAUAGAAGAAAAAGCGAGAUUGAUCCGAGGUGGUGGCCACUCUGAAAAAGACGUCAUGGUCAUCAAGGGAAUUGAGAAGACAUACAGAGGAAUGUGUGGAGGCGUUCAGCACAAGGCCGUCCAUGGACUCUAUGCUGGAGUCGGAAAGGGGGAGUGUUUCGGACUGCUGGGGGUCAAUGGAGCGGGAAAGAGUACCACUUUCAACAUGUUGACUGGAGAUCUGCUCAUAGACUCCGGGUCUGCUUUCAUUGAGGGUAUAAAUGUGGCUACCAACGUCACUGCUGCUCGCAAAUUGAUGGGCUACUGUCCUCAGUUUGACGCCCUGCUUGAUAACCUGACAGGGGAGGAGACACUGUACAUGUAUGGGAGGAUCAGAGGCAUCCCCAGUGACAAGAUGGAGAUAGUUACCAGGGAACUCAUGGAGGCACUCCAAUUGACUGUAUAUGCCAAGCAACAAGUCGGAACUUACAGUGGUGGCAACAAGCGCAAGAUGAGCACGGCCAUUGCCCUGAUUGGCUCGCCCCCUCUGGUGUUUCUGGAUGAGCCUUCUAGUGGCAUGGAUCCAGUGACCAGGAGGAAGCUGUGGAAUGUCCUGUCCAGAGUGAGGGAGAACGGACAGUCUCUGGUCAUCACGUCUCACAGUAUGGAGGAGUGUGAGGCGCUGUGUACUCGCAUGACCAUAAUGGUCAAUGGACAGUUCCAGUGUCUGGGGGGUCUGCAGAGACUCAAGUCCAAAUAUGGAAGUGGAUUCACACUCAUCUGCAAGACAAGGUCGCCCGACAAGUCAGAAGGAGGAGGGGCUUCUGCUGCCCCCACUGGGGAAGACACUGUGGACAAUGGAGUGCAGGGAGGGCCAGAGGUCAAUAUGGAUGCGCGGCGAUUAAAGGAGCACAUCGAAAAGGAAUUUCAAGGUUGCAUUCUGAAAGAUGCACACACAACAGGCACAGUAGGCUACUUGCACUACGAGCUAAAUGGACAAACGUACAAAUGGUCACAACUGUUCUCGACUAUAGAGAAGGCAAAGCCAAUGUUCAACAUAUCAGACUACAUCAUAUCACAAACUACCCUCGAGCAGAUAUUCCUCAACUUCGCCAGGUCACAGACUGCAUAACAGGCUAACUAGUCAGAAGGGAAACGAAUCAUCAUUUGGUGGUGGGUACUACAUCAGCAUGGGUGGCAAUUUUGAGCAAAUCUUACAUAUCGACGAUUGCAUUAAUUAAAUAACUAAAGUUUCUAUCCGAUGAAGUAUGACAAAUAUUAUAAAAUUCAGGAUAAAUUCAGGCACGGUAAAUUUAGGCGUGCCGCCUAUGCUAAUAUAUUGCCUAUUCCAGAGCCAUUUGUAAGCAUGCAAACACUUGCGUUACAAGAAUUAAGAAGAAAGCUGAAAAUCUAAUUUAAGCAGCUGCAAAACUGUGUAGUUCUAUCGCUUACCUCUUAUCUACACCAUCUAUCGUGACCUAAUUUUAAAGAACUCUAAAAGAGUAUUCAAAUAUGAACUCUAAUUUAAUUCCGAUUGAUCAAAAUAUAUUGCGAGUAAUUCGAAAAUAAAGAAGAAGAAAUUGGCUGAUUUUGGUUUCGCA